AUGGCAUGUCCCAGCGCAGAACAGCCCCAGCUCGUCGACAGCGGCGAUGAAAACCCUGUCUUUACUCACUUGGUCAGCAGAGUGGCCAGCAUGGAACCUGUCGACGCAAGCAUCCUCAGAGCAACUCCCGCAUCGCAAGUGCUGCAAUCCUGCGGUGCUGCAUUGAGGUGGACGGACCAGAAUCUGUAUGAACGGAGCUUUCCAGUCGAGUUGAUCCAAGUUUUCUGGAGCCACAGCUGGCAUGGCAACCACUACAUGAAGAGGCUGCUGUUGCUUCUGCUGUACAACGGGCCUGCUGCAGCAAUUGCUGCCACCAUCUCAGCUCUCUUGGUGAUGACCAUCGGCGAAGAGCAAGGCAUGACACUGGUGUUCGGCCCGUGGUGUACGCUGACAGCAGGACUGGUCUUCGUGGUCGUGCUUCUGCUAUGGAAACCGAGGACAUUGGUCUUCCUUGACCAGGCAUGUAUCAAUCAGAGGCAUGCAGAACAGAAAGCCAAGGGAAUUAUCAGCAUUGGCGCCUUCCUGAAAUAUUCUGAGCAGUUUUUGCUCAUUUGGGACGUCGCUUUGCAGACAAAUCCUUUGGAGGCCUUGUUGAAGGACCGGACCAGACGGCGGCGGAAGGUGAGCGCGUUGCAGUUUUCAUACUGGCUGAAGCGCUCCUUCUUCACGGACGGUGGCUGCGACUUCUCGUGGACAACCAAGCUGUCGCUGGCAGGUUGCUUGGCGGUGAGGCCGUGGAAGCGUGUGGCAAAGGCGGUGCGUUGGCUGCAAGUGGCAUGGGUUCCGGCUCACAACAAGCAGGCCUCUUGGACGCCUCCCUCAGGCUGGAUUGAUGCCGACGCUUGUCGAGCUCUUAAUAGGCGGGCAGACGCUGCUGCUGGCUCGGCUCUGCAGCCUUGCAGUCAAGCAGUGGCUCACGCGGCUCGUGCCGCUGACGAGAGGUUUGAGUGGGCGCGGGAUGCUGUGGCAGCUCAGCGAGCAGCUACGCAGGACUGGCAUGAUCGCUUCGUCAACAUGAUCAGGCAGCAGCGGCGUCAAUCGGCGUGA
Symbiodinium sp. CCMP2592 is the source of this 1047-nucleotide messenger RNA. The record is from the annotation of a GenBank genome assembly. Lineage: Eukaryota; Dinophyceae; Suessiales; Symbiodiniaceae.